Arachis ipaensis is the source of this 417-nucleotide messenger RNA. The record is from RefSeq and is a predicted model, not a curated record. Lineage: Eukaryota; Viridiplantae; Streptophyta; Magnoliopsida; Fabales; Fabaceae.
AUGGAUGACACUGUUUUGGAUAAUCCUACUCUUUAUCGACAGCUCGUUGAAGGUUUCGUCUACUUGACUGUCACACGACCAGACAUUGCCUAUCCAAUUCAUGUUCUUAGCGAGUUCUUGUUAGCUCGUACUAAUCACUGUGCGGCAGUUUUUCGCAUUCUUCGCUACAUCAAAAGCACUCUGUUUCAUGGCCUUUAUUUUUUUAUCCAUUCAUCUUUAACCCUUCAAGUGUACUUUGAUGCUGAUUGGGUUGGUGAUCCCACUAAUCGUCAUUCUACUACUAGUUAUUGUUUGUUUCUUAGUGACUCUCUCAUUUCCUGGCGAGCCAAGAAACAAAAGUUCACUGCUCGAUUAUGCACCAAAUCUGAAUAUCAUGCUCUCGCUGACACUACUGCUGAGAUUGUCUCGAUUCGCUAG